AUGUGCGUGCAAGAUUUGAAGAAUGCUGAAAAUGCCGGACUAUGCAAAACGACAAGCAAGGUUCGCGUUCAGAUACCUGAUGAAAUAGAACUAGCUCCCGGAAUAUAUGUCCCAGACAUACCAGCUGGAGUUUCUAACCAAAAAGCUGUGUCUUCAACUGAACAAGUGUUUGAUAAAGGACUUGAUGGGGAUGAUAUCUGUAUGGCUGCGAUGGAUGAAUUCGAAAAAAAUAUGGAUACUACCCAAGUUAGACUUCAAGCAGUAUCAGAUUUAGGAUUCAUGGAAAUUCAAUCAGCACGCAACCGUAAGGGCUCUGGAUUUUCUUUCCAAAACAUUGACGGAAUUUUAUUGGGGAUUUAUAAAUAUUCUCCAUUGUCCGGCUCUUCUUUUAUUCAACUCCCACCAUGCGUUGAUUAUAAACGGGCUACUAUUAACCCUCAAAACUCAGAUCAGCAUUGUUGCAAGUGGGUUUUAUUAGCUAAACAUGUCAUGGGAGGAAAUAAAUACAGCGUCAACAAUAGAUAUACCAGGCAUGAGGGCAAAUAUAGCUUUGAUGGUAUCUCAUUCCCAACUCCGCUGUCAGACAUAAAAAAAUUUGAAAAAAAACAAUCAAAACGUUAAAUUAACGUAUCUCUAUAAAUGUAUUCGGCAUCCAUAAAAAGUAAUGAAGAGCAGGAAAAGCAUGAUAAGACUACAACUUGUAAUUUAUGUAAAAAAGAUUUUACGUUUUUAAACGAUAAAGUAAGAGAUCACUGCCAUCUGUCGGGUCAAUUCCGCCAGAUGAUUUGUAAUAUGUGCAAUUUAUCUUUGAAGAUGCCGAAUUUUGUACCUUGUUUCUUGCACAAUCUGAGUAACUACGAUGUUCACUUCAUUGCUUCCGAGUUGGGAUACGAUGAGAAAAGUAUAACGGUGAUACCUAAUAGCGAAGAGAAAUUCAUUUCCUCUUCAAAAUAUAUCUCAACCAAAAAUUUGAUAACACCGGACUUAGAAAAAUUCAGAGAAAUUUCAAAACAUUUUUUUAAUGAAGACUUGCCACUUGUCACCCGUAAAGGAGUAUAUCCAUAUGAGUUUACUGAUGAUUAG
Myzus persicae (green peach aphid) is the source of this 1083-nucleotide messenger RNA. RefSeq lists its product as uncharacterized. NCBI's taxonomy places the organism in Eukaryota, Metazoa, Arthropoda, Insecta, Hemiptera, Aphididae. The transcript is spliced from 6 exons. The record is from RefSeq and is a predicted model, not a curated record.